AUUUUGAUUUAUCUGCCUGGCUGCCGGCUGCUAAGCUGGUCGCCAUAUUAGUGGCGAGUUGGGAAAUAGUGUUUAAUUUUGUGAUUUCGUCGUUAUCGACGAAAGGGAGUAGAAAAUACUCCCUUUUUUGUGAGUAAAAGGCUUUCUGUGCAAAGUAACGUUGGGUUAUCAUUUUCGUUUAGAAAUAUAUCUUUUCUUUUUGAUUUGAUCUAUAAACAUGGCCUUUUAAAAUGUCGGCCCUGAACGUAAUUUCCUCGUCUCCUUGCGGAGUUUCCCGCGUAGCUUUUGUGGAUGUUGGAGGAUACCAGGAUGGACAAGAAAUCUCUGCAUCGUUCUUCUUUACAGCAGUCGAGGGCAUCUGCCGUCGACUGUAAAAAGAGUUCGGAAUUGACACACAAACCUUGGCCACGUAACAAUAAGAAACGAGAAACACCCGGAAACGUACCGAAAAAUGAAAAUUAUCGUAAAAAUAUACCAGCUCAAAGAGGAAGAGUCUCGGCAGACAAAAGGUUCCGUGCACAUGGUGCCAAUAACUUUGUUGUGGGUGGAACGCCGAACACCGGGUUAGAAAAUGAUCCAGAGCCAGAAUUAGGUUCACUUUUGAUGCCAGGAAGCAAAAAGCAAAAUUUGAAUCAUUUGCUGAACUUCAUGUAUUCCCCACGUGGAAGCAAUGAGCGGAGGGGGCCGCCUCCCCGCAGGCCCGUCCACAACAAGUAUUAUCAUCAUUUUGAACAUGAUCUCUACCUUAGAACUUAUUGUCAAUUUGUUGUGAAGCAAGGCGGUGAUUACAAAGAGAAUUUGACAAACCCUGACUUGCCUAUUAAAUGGGAGCAAAUUGAGGAAAUUGUAGUGAGAAGGGCAGGGAAAUGGCAAUGCCCCAUAUGUCUUGGGCACCCUGUGGCUGGCCGAGUUGGUAUUUGUGGCCAUGUCUAUUGCUGGGCCUGUAUCUUACACUACUCUGUCACUCAUGAGAAACAACCUCCACCAUGUCCAGUUUGCACUGUCACUUUACAAGUGGCUGAUAUGAAACCUACCAGAUUAGUUCAUUGGGAUACACCUCCAGAGGAGGUAACCAUGCGUCUUGUUCGACGUCUUCGUGGAUCAGCUAUAGUGGAAGUUGCACCACCUAGGGGCAUUAUUACUGAAAUAAAAGAAGCUUCCACUUUGCCUUUAGAAGAUCAGCCAGUGUCGCCUUUUGCUAGAAUAUUCUCAGCAAAUCAUUAUCAGGUUCUUGAUAUAUUGGAUAGAGACAAACAAGAGAUUGAAGCCCAAAUUCAAGCUGAAAUUGAUACAACUGAGGUAGUUUACUUGGAGCAAGCACUGGAAAUGCUUAAAAUAAAACGGGAAUAUAUCGAAUGCCAGUAUUUAAGACCAAUCGAAAAAGUUGUUGAAAAAGAUGACAAAGAUGAUGUUAUUGUUGAAAAACAUGAAGCAAAUGCUAAGAAGUAUGACUGGUUUGAUGUUGAUGAUGAAGAAGGAGCAGUUUGUCUCGAGGAAGAGUUGUCAGAAUUAGAUGUUAAUGAUGAAGCUGAACCUGAAGUUAAACCAGAUGCAAAGAAGUUUGGUUUCGACCUUAAUGACAAUCCAUUAGAAGAUUUGGAGGUGAGGGAUAGUCCACCCCCUGAAAUUGAACAAAAUAAUUUAACUGAAAUUGACAAGGAGAAUCAAGCAAGAUAUUUCUAUUUCUAUCAAGCCGAUGAUGGUCAGCAGGUAUUUCUGAACAGUUUGAAUGUGCGUAUGUUGAAUGCGUCUUGGGGAGCACUGGUUGCGGCACCAGAAAUCAUCAAGGGAAAAGUAUUGCAUCGUGAUACUGUAUCACUAGGAGAACAGACAAGAAAACAUAUGCCAUACACAGCUCACCUACCACUUCACUGCUCUUUUGAUGUUGUGGAAUUAGACUUGAAGCCCCCUUUCGUGACUGCAGCAGCUAUUGAAAAUUUUGCUGUUGAACUAGACCGUCGGGCGCGCAAUCGAGCUCGCCAAGAGCGCGAGGAGAGACGCCGAGAGAGAGCGUACCACCGUGCAAUGGAAGGGCCGCCAAAACCUGACUUCUCCUCAGAAAUACUCUUCCCGCCAACACGCUCGCCUUUCGGCAGCCCUCCUCUAAAUGAGCCCAGUGUGUUUGACCAACCAGGUCCGUCAGCAAGUACCUCGCAUGUGGAACAACAGCCUGUGCCGUCUACGAGUGGUUCAAGUGGACUUUCUUUUGCGAAGAUGGCUGGCACAAGUGGUACAUGGCGUGUCCGCAAAACGGCAGCACCGCCGGUACCACAGCCAAAGGAUGACGACGAAGAAGACGGUCACGUUCCUCGCUCUCUUAAUCUGAGUGAUGCUAUAGAAGCUGCCCUCCAAGCCAGUCCCUCCCCGUCCAACAAGAAAAACAAAAAGUCCAAACAAAAGCUAUUAUUUGCCACUGGCAUGAAUCGUUCACCAUGAUUGGAUUUCAAAAUAACCUUUAUUACACAUCUCUCCAAAAUAUACCUAAUAAUAUUAUGUAUACAAACUUUAAUAUUUCAUCUCUCUGUCUGUCAGCUAUCUCAUGUAAUUUUUCAUUGUCUAUAGAACAAUAUGAGCUGCAUUGCUCUGUAAAAAUAUCUCGUUGAGAGUUUGUCUACAUGUAAAAGUAAAAAAAUUGUGUGUUAUAAUGUAUAACAGUAUGUGAACAAAA
This is a messenger RNA of Zerene cesonia (dogface butterfly), 2668 nucleotides long. RefSeq names its product RING finger protein 10. The transcript is spliced from 11 exons. Gene Ontology annotation, molecular function: transcription cis-regulatory region binding. The coding region runs from base 292 to 2436 and encodes 714 amino acids. Gene Ontology annotation, biological process: positive regulation of transcription by RNA polymerase II. The record is from RefSeq and is a predicted model, not a curated record. Lineage: Eukaryota; Metazoa; Arthropoda; Insecta; Lepidoptera; Pieridae.